Rotaria sp. Silwood2 is the source of this 2355-nucleotide messenger RNA. The record is from the annotation of a GenBank genome assembly. Lineage: Eukaryota; Metazoa; Rotifera; Eurotatoria; Philodinida; Philodinidae.
AUGACCCUCCUUUCAGUAGAGGGAAUAAACUUAUCUCUAAGUCAUGCUGCAACAAGUAAAGCGUUUGUUUCAUCGGCAAAUGAUAUUGGCUUAUAUAUUGGUAAAACACUUUCCGGUGAACAAAAGUAUCAACUAAUAACACAUCAUUUUCAACCAGAUAAAACAUUUGUUUGGCCUUACAAAGAACGUACAACAGUAAUAAAUGGAAAAACACUUAUAGAAAAAAGAUAUUUGAAACAAAAUCAUUUGGAUGAAUUUAAAUGGCUCAGAUAUUCAUCAUCUCAAAAAGGCUUAUAUUGUAUUGCCUAUGCCAUUUUCACAACGUCAACGACAAGAAUUUCUUCAUAUGGAAGAUUAGUUGAAAAACCACUAGAUGAUUACAAAUAUCUUCUUGGAAAUACUGGAGACUUAUCUCUUCAUCAAAAAAAAAAUUAUCAUUCAGAUUCCAUAGCAAAAAUGGAAAACUUCUUGUAUAUUUAUUCUAAAAAACCAGAAAUGUCUGUUAGAUUAUUGAUCGAUAAACGUUCACAAAAUGAAAUAGCAGAAAAUCGUGCACGACUGAAACCAAUUAUCGAAACAAUUUUAUUAUGUGGUAAACAAAAUUUUCCUCUUCGUGGACAUCGUGAUGACGGUGGUCUGUCUACAGAAAAUGAAGGACUUUUAGCAGAUGAAGGAAACUUUCGUGCUUUAUUACAAUAUCGUAUUGAAAGUGGUGAUGUUGAACUUAAACAGCAUAUAGAAACAUGUCGAAAAAAUGCCACAUAUAUUUCCAAAACAAUACAAAAUGAAUUGAUCUCGAUUAUUGGUAAUUUAAUUUUAAAAGAAAUUAUUCAAGAAGUUAAAGCAGCACGAUUUUUUACAAUAUUAUUAGAUGAAACAGCUGAUGUAGCUAACAUUGAACAAGCCAGUCUUUGCAUUAGAUACGUUUUAAAUGAUCAAAUCCAUGAAAAAUUCUUAAUGUUUAUUCCAGUUAAAGAUCGAUCUGGCGCUGGUCUAGCGAAUUUAAUUAUUAAAUCUGUCCUAGGCUUAGGAUUGGAUCUGACUAAUUGUAUUGGACAAGGUUAUGAUGGUUGUUCUAGUAUGGCAGGAUAUAUAAAAGGUUGUCAAGCAUUGAUUCGAGAAAAAUAUCCUCAUAUACUUUACGUGCAUUGCGCCUCUCAUUCUUUCAACUUAGCAUUAAGUGAUAGUUGUGAUAUGCGUUCAAUACAAAAUAUGAUUGGUACAAUAAAAGAAGUUUACAACUUCAUUCGAUCAUCGUCAGUUCGUAGUCAACUAUUUGUAGAAUUAGCACGUCCAUCAAAUGAGACAAGAAGUAUAGCUGUGAAUAACAUCCUUAAAUCAUCAUCAAAUCAAUCAUCAGAAGAUAAAACAACUGAAGUUACAUUUAAAAAAGUGAAAUUAGCCAAUGUCUGCCCAACAAGAUGGGUUGAACGUCAUGUUGCUGUUGAAACAUUUAAUACUUUAUAUCCUGUUGUUGUUGAAUUAUUAAUUGAUUUAAUGCAAAGCAAAGAUAGAGAAUGUUCAACCAAAUCCAAUCUGUUUUAUAAAGCAAUUUCAUCGUCAGAGUUUUUAUGCUCAUUAACAAUAUUAAAUAAAUUAUUGUCUUUCACAAUUAAUAUAUCGCAGUACAAGUUUUUAUUCGAAGAAGCACAAGAUUUGGCUAAACAUACAGAAAGUACAAUUGAAAUGCCAAGAAUCAUCCAACGACAAAUAAAUAGAAAUAAUAUUCCUGCUUCAUCUACAUAUGAAUAUUUUAAAUUAAAUAUUUUUAUUCCUGUACUUGAUCAUUUUUUAAUGGCUAUUAAAGAUAGAUUUACUGAACAUGUCCAACAAGCAGCACGUAUUUCAUCCAUCAUUCCACAGUAUAUUGCUGAUAAAACGUAUGAUGAUUUAGCUCCAGCAAUUGAACUUUAUCAGAAAUUUUUGCCUGGUUCAAUUACUGAAAUUAAAUCGGAAUUCUUAUUGUGGAAAAAAAGAUGGACACAAAUUAACACAGAAAAUAGUUCCAAUGUAUUAUCACCUAAUUCAAUGAACAACACCACUUCAGUGACCAUGAAGCGCAAAGAACAAGUAUCUUUACCAGAUACAGCAAUCGAUGCUUAUGUUCAAUGUGCUGAAGCAUUUUAUCCAAAUAUAAAAGUAUUAUUGCAAAUGUUUUCAACUUUACCAGUAACAACAGCUUCAACAGAGAGAACAUUUUCUGUUCUAAAACUGUUGAAAACAUAUUUACGAUCGACCAUGUCGCAAACAAGACUUAAUGGUCUCGCUAUGAUGUAUAUAUACAGAAAUUUAACUGUAAACGUUGAUUCUGUGAUUGAUGACUUUGCUAAGUCUAAUCGUCGUCUACUUCUUUAG